Molecule: messenger RNA, 1959 nt
Organism: Anoplopoma fimbria (sablefish)
Lineage: Eukaryota; Metazoa; Chordata; Actinopteri; Perciformes; Anoplopomatidae
Product: platelet-activating factor acetylhydrolase IB subunit alpha1-like
Exons: 6
Coding region: 104-775 (223 amino acids)
Source: RefSeq, a predicted model, not a curated record
CAGCAACAUGUCGUAGUGGAUGCGCGUUCUUUGCGCAGCAACAACUCCCGCGAACACUCCCGAGCUGGACGAGUCCACUUUCACAGACGAAUAGAGCCAAGUCAUGAGUGCAGAAGACCCAAACCCAGCCGCCACACCCACUCCCUGUGAAGACACCCAGGGAGAUGGACGAUGGAUGUCUCUGCACAACCGCUUCGUGUCCGACAGCAAAGACAAAGAACCUGAUGUCUUGUUUGUUGGAGACUCUCUUGUACAGCUCAUGCACCAGUUUGGGAUAUGGCGGCAGCUGUUCUCCCCUCUCCAUGCCCUCAAUUUUGGGAUCGGUGGUGAUGCAACACAACAUGUGCUGUGGAGACUGAGCAACGGCGAGCUGGAUAACAUCAGCCCAAAGGUUGUGGUGCUGUGGGUAGGAACUAACAAUCAUGGUCAGACUGCUGAACAGAUCUGUGAAGGCAUCAUGGCUAUUGUCCAAGUCAUCAAGAACAAGCUCCCACACGCCCGGACACUUGUGCUUGGUAUAUUGCCCAGAGGUAAAUCGCCAAAUCCUCUGCGGGAGCGAAAUGCCAAGGUGAACAUGCUGGUCCAGGAGGCUGUAUCGUCACUCCCCCACGCCUCUUUCUUCAACGUGGACCCAGGCUUCGUCCAUUCCAAUGGUAGCAUCUCCCAUCAGGACAUGUACGAUUACCUUCACCUGACCCCUCAGGGCUACCAGGUUGUGUGCGAACCCCUGCACGCCCAUCUCAAGUCCAUGCUAGAAAAGCCUGCAGAGAACUGAGCAACAAGGGCUCAAAAUCACACUACCACAGUGGUCCUCAUCCCUGUCCACAGAGAACAUCACAAUCAGCCUAUAAACACCUUGUAUGAUGGAUCAAAUCAAUCACUUGGGGCUAAGAGCUGCAAAAAGUAUUUGUGUUAGUCCUCUUCAUGGCCAGGGUUGAUGACCACUGUUACAGAUAAUGGGACCAUAAAGCUUAUUUUUGUGUUUAUGAUGCAGUCAGAAAUUAAAUGUGCUGUGCUAUUUAGAGACAAAGUCUUGCCUCAAUUCCCGGUUAUCAUCUGUUCCACUAGCUUUGGGUUUUCAAAGUGUUUUUCCAAUGAAGGGUUAUUCCAGUCUUCUGCUGAUGAAUAUGAGAAGGGGAACUCCCUGGCUGUCACCCUUUGGGCUCAGACGCAGACAGUGAAAUGUCAACUGAAGGGAUGACACUGGAUGUGAACAGUUAUACAGCUUCCGUAGGUCAAAAUUCAAGUUGCUGCUCAUGAUUAAAAACUGUAUUUAUAUCUCAUUUGACUAUAAAAGCCCAAUUUACCUCAAAAUAUAGACAUAUAUCUGCUUUUCAAGAGAAAAAACUUCCAUGACAAAGAACAUUGUCUGCCUGAGGCUACUGGAACAGGAACUAGUUGGAAAAGGUUGUGAGGCUUUGACUCUUUAGGUGCCAGGAUAUGUCUGGCAAAAAAAUAUGAGAUACAAGAACUGCCCUUACCAGGAAAUUGCUGUCAUUCGUCAUUUUGGUUUCACUAAGUUACAUUUAUUUGAAAAUAGCUUUAUUUACUCUUGUGAUGUCUGGUGUUUUUUGUAUAUGUUAAAUUGUAUGACCAAAUGUUUUUGAUUGACCAUUGCUGUUUACUUGCCUUUUAUCAUGUCACAUGUCUCAUUAUUGUCCUUGUACCUUUUGCUUCACGUAUAAUAACAGCAACAGAUUUUGACGCGAGAGGCUUUGUUGCAAACAUAGAUGUAUUUGAGUAGCUUGUGAAGUUGUAUAGAUAUAUCUAACGUUGCUUGUGCUUCAAGUUUAAUCUCAUCUGCAACGUAAUGGCCAAUCAGACCAUUUCAAAAGGCUUGACUUCACACUAAAAUGCUUCUGAGCCUCUUAUAGAAGGAAUGUGCUACAAACUUGAAUUAUGCUUCGGGAUGGCUGAUUGUGUAAGAGAUGGAAGAAUGCAUUAAAUAUGAAAAAAGUG